AUGUAUCGGUUUGGAUCAGGAGCUGCUAACAGAAGCCAGAUUAGAGCUUUCUCCAGAUCAAUUACCAAACACCCACCACUUCCUUCCAAGUUGGCUUCCUUCUUGGACAAGUGCUCAGACGCUUUCUCACUUAGAAAACUCCAUGCUCGUAUUCUUGCUCUAGGCCUCGCCAACCAUACCCUUCUCAACUGCUAUCACAAGCAGUCAGAAUCCACAUGGAACUCAAUCCUUGUUGGGUAUUACAGAGCUGGUCAUUUCGCGCAAGUCCUAACAAGGUACAUUCAUUUGAGGCGGCAAUGGAGCAUUGGGUUGGACAGUGCAGCCAUUACGUUUGCUUGUAAGAGCUGUAUUGAGUUGAAUCAUCUCGAAUUGGGUCGAGGAAUUCAUGCGGAUGCAGUCAAGUUUGGGUUGAAUGGAAAUGGAUUUGUGGGUUCGUCGCUUAUUGGGUUCUACGGUAAAUGUGGAAGCAUGGGCGAUGCGCGUAAGGUGUUUGAUGAAAUUACUCACCCGGAUGUUGUUGUGUAUACUUCCAUUAUUACAGGGUACGCUCACAUUGGUCAUUUUCGGGCUUACGAGGCUUUCGGGAUUGCUGUCCGAAUGCAGAGGAAAGGUUUGCUUCCUAAUAGGGUCACCCUGGUGAGCUUACUUCAGGCAGCUUCACAGUUGGACACACUGAAAGAAGGUCGGUCUGUCCAUGGUUAUGCUAUUAGAAGAGGAAUUGGUGGUUUUGAUGAAGUUUUCGAGACAAGUCUCAUGGACAUGUAUAACAAGUGUGGGGCACCUAAAAUAGCAGCCUGCAUUUUUGGCAAAAUGAAGAAAAAGACAAUUGGUUUGUGGAAUGUGAUGAUCGCAGGUUAUCUUAGAUCGGAGCUGCCCUUGCAAGCUUUCCGGUGUUUCUGUCAAGUGAUGCAAGAAAAAUAUGUUCCGGAUUUGAUAACUUUCUCCAAUGGGAUUUUGUCUUGUGCUCACUUGAGUUAUUUGCCUGAGGGAAAGAGUAUCCAUGGUCACAUAAUUCGUGUUGGUGUUAAACUUGAUGUAGUAGCAACCACUUCUCUGGUCGAUCUGUACUCCAAAUGCUACAAGUUGAUCCAAGCCAGGACAUUAUUUGAUAGAAUGGAGAAAAAAGAUGCUAUCUUUUACGAUGUGAUGAUGAAUGGUUAUCUGCACAAUUAUUUUGCCAGUGAAGCUACGCACAUUUUUCUGGAAAUGGUUCAAGAGGGAAUUCAACCAAACCUAGGUUCCAUUUUGACUUUACUUUCUGCAACUUCGGAACUGAAAGACUUUAGAAAUGGCAAGUGCAUUCAUGGAUAUGUAUUGAGAUAUGGAUUUGAUUUGAACGUUGAAAUUGCCAAUCAAAUGAUCUACAUGUACUCAAAAUUUGGAUUAAUAGUGUGCGCGAGAAAAGUCUUUAACAAGAUAAGAUAUAGAGACUUGGUCUCAUGGACUUCAAUGAUGAUGGGUUAUGUUCAUCAUGGGCAUGCUGAUGAAGCUAUAAUAUUGUUCCAAUUAAUGCAAAGGGAGCAGGUGGAAGAUGAUACUGUCACGCUGUUAACUUUGCUUCAGGCACUUCCUCAGCUUGGAUGUCUGAAUUUAGUGAAGGAAGUCCAUUGUCACUAUUAUAGAGUUAAUAUAGACAGUGAGAUAUCUCUCACCAAUUCUUUGGUAACUACUUAUUCCAAGUGUGGGAAGUUAAAUAUGGCUGCAAAUCUUUUUGAUCAUGCAGUUAAACGGUGUCCGACUUCAUGGAAUGCAAUGAUACAUGCAUAUGGGAUGCAUGGAAAAUGUACGGAGGCCCUCAUGGUUUUUGAACAGAUGAAAAGCAAUAAAGUUGAGCCUGAUGGGUUUACCUUUACAUCAAUACUUACUGCUUGUAGCCAUUCUGGCAUGGUAAAUGAGGGACUUCAAGUCUUCAAGUCGAUGGUUGAGGAGUUCUCUAUAAUCCCUUGUGAAGAGCACUAUGGUUGCAUGGUAGAUUUAUUAAGCCGAGCAGGAUUGCUUGAAGAAGCAUAUAAUCUGGUUAAAUCCCUGCCAUCAAGGCUCGGUGAUUCUACACUAGGCACCUUGCUUGCUGCUUGUAAGUUACAUGGAAAUACAGAGAUGGGGGAGAAUAUAGGAAGGCGUCUCUUGGAUUUAGAACCCAAGAAUUCUAGUGCAUUUGCCAUGGUUUCAAGUUUAUAUGCAGAAGGUGGAAAGUGGGGUGAAGUGGUCAAAAUAAGAGCCAGAGAAAAAGGGAGAGGUAAAGACCUCUCGGAUUCCCUUGCCUAUUUCCAGGCAAAAGGGUAUUUGGCCUCUGUAGGUAGUGAUGGAGUGCUAGAAGGCCCUCAAAUAUAUUCAACCUAUGUGCGAUCACGCGCUUUACAGGCUGAUGAGCCACUCUAUAGGGAUGUUCCUGGUUCUGGGGGUCUUGUUUUAAGUGCUGGAGAACUGAAAAAGCUUCGCUUAAAGCAAGAAGGAGGAUGA
Fragaria vesca subsp. vesca is the source of this 2460-nucleotide messenger RNA. Its product is annotated as pentatricopeptide repeat-containing protein At4g21300-like. The transcript has 4 exons. The record is from RefSeq and is a predicted model, not a curated record. The coding region runs from base 1 to 2460 and encodes 819 amino acids. Lineage: Eukaryota; Viridiplantae; Streptophyta; Magnoliopsida; Rosales; Rosaceae.